AUGUCCAACCCAAGUGCUUCCGGAAAGAACUCCACAAUCCAAGUCCCAGAGAAGUCCCAGACAAUUGCGUUUCAAGUUGAGUCCAGAUCAGCUCCAGUACCUUGGUCCACUGGCCUCUGCGACUGCUGUGAAGACGUCCCAAAUUGUUGCAUAACAUGGUUGUGCCCGUGUAUUACUUUUGGGCGAAUUGCAGAGAUCGUAGAUGGAGGAUCCUCGUCUUGUGCUGCUAGCGGAGCGGUGUACACAUUAAUUUCAAUUUUGACUGGUUGUGGAUGUUUGUACUCGUGCUUCUAUCGCUCCAAACUGAGGCAGCAGUACAGGUUGGGGGAGAAACCUUGUGGGGAUUGCCUGGUUCAUUGGUGCUGUGAGCCAUGUGCCUUGUGCCAAGAGUAUCGUGAACUCAAAAGCCGCGGAUUCGACAUGACCAUUGGCUGGCAAGGAAAUGUGAAACAACAGACUCCUGGAGUGAUGGCUGUAACAGCUCCAAUGGCUGAAGGAGGCAUGAGCCUCUAG
This is a messenger RNA of Quercus robur (English oak), 513 nucleotides long. RefSeq names its product protein PLANT CADMIUM RESISTANCE 3-like. The record is from RefSeq and is a predicted model, not a curated record. NCBI's taxonomy places the organism in Eukaryota, Viridiplantae, Streptophyta, Magnoliopsida, Fagales, Fagaceae. Bases 1 to 513 code for a protein of 170 amino acids. The transcript has 4 exons.